Carya illinoinensis is the source of this 1768-nucleotide messenger RNA. Its product is annotated as protein DETOXIFICATION 27-like. Gene Ontology annotation, cellular component: membrane. The transcript is spliced from 8 exons. The coding region runs from base 147 to 1640 and encodes 497 amino acids. The record is from RefSeq and is a predicted model, not a curated record. Gene Ontology annotation, molecular function: xenobiotic transmembrane transporter activity; antiporter activity. Gene Ontology annotation, biological process: xenobiotic detoxification by transmembrane export across the plasma membrane. NCBI's taxonomy places the organism in Eukaryota, Viridiplantae, Streptophyta, Magnoliopsida, Fagales, Juglandaceae.
CAUUUUUGCUCAAGUCAUUGAGAUUUUGUCUUAUCUUCUAGCAUGAAGCUGUUCCGAUUCCUAAUUAAUUACCUUUCUUUCGCACAGGCACCAUUUUCAUUUAAUUUUCGGGAAACCGAGAAUUACCGACGGAUCGAGUUUCUUCAAUGGGGAGCAUUACCAACGGAGACAACGAGACUCUGAUCCAUCCACUUCUAUCAGAAUCGUCAAUAAUAGAUGGGGCUGAAAAUCGAGAUGCCAAAGAACUUGCAUCAAGGUUCUGGGUCGAAUCAAAGAAGCUAUGGCACAUUGUCGGCCCAGCCAUCUUCAGCCGCGUCGUAAACUACUCCAUGAACGUCAUCAGUCAAGCUUUUGGUGGCCACCUCGGCGUCACGGAACUCGCUGCCAUAUCCAUCGCCAUAAAUGUCAUCCUCGGCUUUAGUUUCGGCCUCCUGUUAGGGAUGGCGAGCGCAUUGGAGACACUGUGUGGUCAGGCUUUUGGGGCGAAGAGGUACGACAUGUUGGGCAUAUACAUGCAAAGGUCAUGGAUUGUGCUCUUCCUCUGCUGCAUUCUACUCUUGCCCAUUUACGUUUUUGCCGCUCCGAUUCUGAAACUCUUAGGACAGUCCGACGAAGUUGCAGAGCUGUCGGAGUUGGUCGCUCUCUGGCUCUUACCGUUGCUCUUCGGCUUUGGGUUUCUGUUCCCAAUGCAGCGGUUCUUGCAGUCCCAGCUCAAGACCUAUGUGAUUGCUUGGGCGUCUUUGGCAGCUUUAAUAGUUAAUCUAUUGAGUACAUGGCUUGUCGUUUAUGUGUGGGAUUUUGGGCUUGUUGGUAUUAUUGUUGCUUUGGACAUAUCUUGGUGGGUUUCUGUCCUCGCAUUGUGUGGAUACGCCAUGUUUGGUGGAUGUCCUCAAACUUGGAAUGGAUUCUCUUUUCAAGCCUUUUCGGGUCUCUGGGAAUUCAUCAAACUCUCUGUUGCUUCGGGAGUCAUGCUCUGCGUAGAGAACUGGUACUACAAAAUACUGGUGUUGAUGACUGGAUACUUAAAAAAUGCCACUCUUGCCGUGGAUGCCUUGUCAAUCUGCAUGAGCAUCAAUGGGUGGGAGAUGAUGAUCCCUUUUAGUUUUUUCGCUGGUACCGGAGUAAGGAUAGCCAAUGAACUUGGAGCUGGUAAUGGCAAAGCAGCGAGAUUUGCAGCUAUCGUCUCAGUGUUCUAUUCCAUUCUAAUCGGGCUCUUUUUCUGUAUACUAAUCUUGAUAGCUCGCGACAAGAUUGCAUACAUAUUCACAUCUAGUAGUGAUGUCGUCCAAGCAGUUGAUAGUAUGUCAUAUCUCUUAGGCGUCACAAUUUUACUUAAUAGUGUUCAGCCAGUUUUAUCAGGGGUAGCCGUUGGAUCAGGACGGCAAGCAACAGUUGCAUAUAUAAAUUUGGGAUGCUACUACAUUAUUGGACUUCCUCUUGGAGUUCUAAUGGGAUGGAUCUUCGACUUGGGCAUUAUGGGUAUUUGGGGAGGGAUGAUCUUUGGUGGGACUGCCGUCCAGACUAUAAUAUUGGCUAUCAUAACGUUAAGAAGCGAUUGGGAUAAGCAAGCUGAGGAAGCUAGCAAGCGACUAAAUAAGUGGUCAAAACCCCAACAAGACGAUCAUUCGGAGGUUUAUUAAUGUUAAUUAGCAAGUAAAUUUUUGUCAUAAUUAAAGUAAAUUUGUCGCUUUUAUUUGUUUUUUUAAGAACUUUGGUCAAGCAUGUUCUUAAAUAUCUUUGAGAUAAUGGAGGAGUACUGCUUAAUUCA